Sinocyclocheilus anshuiensis is the source of this 1629-nucleotide messenger RNA. RefSeq names its product ring finger protein 135 (gene rnf135). Lineage: Eukaryota; Metazoa; Chordata; Actinopteri; Cypriniformes; Cyprinidae. The transcript has 5 exons. Gene Ontology annotation, molecular function: protein binding. The record is from RefSeq and is a predicted model, not a curated record. The coding region runs from base 18 to 1226 and encodes 402 amino acids.
GAAAAAACCGCCUUGACAUGAUGUCGCUAUUAUAUGAGGAUAUUGUGAAGUUCGUCGCAAAUAACCUUAAAUGCUCGAUAUGUAUGGAGAUUUUCACAAAGCCGGUUACACUAGUUUGUGGGCAUAACUAUUGUCAGAAGUGCAUCAAUGCAUGUUGGGCAAAGAGCAGCGCAAGGAGAGAUUGUCCGCAUUGCCGGGCAGAUGUAAGCAGUAGUAAACUAGAGAUGAAUUUCACUCUGUGUGACAUACUGGAAUUACAGGACCUUGGUGGUCGCGAGAAAUGGGAGCAAAUUCUGGCAGAAACAGAUCAAGCAGAUCAAACGCAACACGCUCGGACAACUGUUACAAAAGUGGAUAUUUUAAUGAAACGUCUGGAUUGGUUAAAAGCUGAGAUCAAAAAGACGGAAGAUACACUUUCAGCUGAGCUAAGUUCAAAUCAGGCUUGUGAGGUUGGCAUUUGUGAUUCCUCGAUUGUUCAGAUGGAUGUUUCCAGUUCGUCUUUAGACAGUGAUGCUUCAAGUUGUUAUGCUGGCAGAAGUGUUAGUCUGACAUCAGGGGAUCUACCUUCUCAGUCUGAAGAGGAGAGUUCACAGGAGUUUGUAGAGGAGGCUCCAGAGAAUUCAGAAUCUCUGUUUGAGGAUGCUCAUCUCACUCCCAGUGCAGGAGCACAGCAGCGCAACAGAGACAGUGCUGAGGCUGGUCUUCAUGCAGAGUUCGUUGAGCUUUCUUUUUCUCCCCAGCUGGGAAACAAGCGGCUGGUUUUUCACACAGAGAGCCGCAGAGUAGAAACACAACCAGGGAACCAAGCAAGAACAUCACACGGGCGUUUUGAUGCCUGUCAGUGGAUGGCAGAGCAGGAAUUCAGAGGAGGGUGGGUUUACUGGGACGUGGACACCACAUUCAGCACUGGAUGGGCUGUUGGUGUGGCAAAUCCCAGUCUGAAGCGUAGCGAACGGUUGGGAAGAACUCCUUCAUCUUGGUGUUUGGAGUGGAGCAGUGGGCAACUGAGUGCUUGGCACAAUAAUAUAAAAACUUCUGUUAAGCAUAGCAUCCCUAAUGGGAUCAGAGUCAUUCUGGACAUGCCAAAAGGGCAGUUGUCCUUUCAGAGUCUGCGUGAUAGCCUGCUUGAAUUACACAGUUUCCAGGUGGAUUCCUCUGGCCCUUUCAUACCUGUCUUCUGGCUUUAUGGACUGUCACACAAUGCCUUAACCUUUCCUAGACAUUGAGUUCAGGAUAACAGAGAUCUGUAGCAUUUACACUUUAUACUUUAUACGCUCCAUUUUGUUUACAGAAUAUGUAUUCUAUUACUAUUACUAUAUAAAGUAAUCUUGUAUUUUAUUUUUAUUUUUUUAAUUACAUAUCUGUGUAAUCUCAUUUGGCUUUCUGGUAUUUAACCAUUUAGCCACACAUCCAUAAUUAUUCUAGGACUAAAGCAUGUCCCGUUUUUGCUAUCCUGUUUAUUUCUACAAUUUUGGAUUGCGAUACAGCUAAUAUUGUUGGCUCCUUUAUGAUGUUUUCUUUUUGUUCAUUGUAUUUUGGGCACUUUAGAUAAAAGUUAAAGUAUACAUGUAUAAAUGACUGUAAAUUGUUCUGCUGAUUGCUGUAAUAUACUGUAAUCUUAAUGGUACG